GAGUUGAAUGGGGCAAUGGGAGACUUGGGCACGUACAUACCCAUAGUUUUGGCCUUGACAUUAGCUAAUGAUCUUAACCUUGGCACGACACUAAUAUUUACCGGGAUCUACAACAUUGUCACCGGUUCCAUUUAUGGCGUCCCUAUGCCGGUCCAGCCCAUGAAGGCCAUUGCGGCCGCGGCGAUAUCUGGGUCUGAAUUUGGGGUUCCGGAAACCAUGGCUGCCGGAAUUUUGACCGGGGGGAUCCUGCUUGUACUGGGUGUCACGGGGUUGAUGCAGCUAGUGUAUAAGCUAAUUCCUCUUUCUGUUGUCAGGGGAAUUCAGCUGGCGCAGGGAUUGUCAUUUGCACUAACCGCGGUUAAAUACAUCAGAAAAAGUCAGGAUUUUUCUAAAUCGAAGUCCGGGGAAAGGCCUUGGCUUGGGUUGGACGGGUUGAUCUUGGCUAUUGUUUGUGCUUGUUUUAUCGUUAUCGUUAAUGGUGCCGGCGAGGAACGAAGGGAGGAAACAAAUGAAGAAACCAAUGGCGACUUCGGUGAUGAAGAAAGGCCUAGAGAAGAACUCAACGGCGAUAUGGGUGACGAAGAACGGACUAUGAGAAAGGGAAGAAAAUUUAGGAAAAUUAUCUUCUCGCUUCCUUCAGCUCUUAUUAUAUUUCUGGGUGUGGUUAUCGCCUUUAUAAGAAGAACUAAAUUAGGGGACGAUAUUAGAUUCGGGCCAUCUUCUAUUGUAGUAGUAAAGAUAUCUAAGCAUGCAUGGAAGGAAGGUUUCAUUAAGGGUGCAAUUCCUCAAUUACCCCUAUCAAUUCUAAACUCAGUGAUCGCUGUGUGCAAGUUGUCAUCCGAUCUAUUUUCCGGAAGGGAAUUCUCAGCAACUUCAGUCUCGGUGACGGUAGGGUUAAUGAACGUGAUAGGCUGUUGGUUUGGAGCCAUGCCAAGUUGCCAUGGUGCGGGUGGGCUAGCAGGGCAGUACAAGUUUGGUGGUAGAAGUGGUGGGUGUGUGGCCGUUCUUGGUGCAACCAAAUUGGUUUUGGGGUUACUAUUAGGGAGUUCUUUGGUGAGGAUUUUGUAUCAAUUUCCCGUUGGUCUUGGGGUUCUACUCUUAUUUGCUGGGAUCGAGCUGGCCAUGGCUUGCAGGGACAUGAAUUCCAAAGAGGAGUCCUUUGUGAUGCUUAUUUGCACAGCGGUUUCACUCGUGGGUUCAAGUGCAGCGCUUGGCUUUGUGUCUGGUAUGCUUUUGCAUUUGCUUCUAAAGCUAAGAAAUCUGAUCAGAGAGCAACGCUAGCUGUUCUUCCAUGAGUAUAGAUACGUCCCAUACGCAUGGGACGUACCCAUGAGCCAGCCAUCGCAGUUAUCAUUACCUAAGCUUUUCCAAGUGGUUUGUGGUUAAGGAUUUGUAUGUUCUUGAAUUUACUAUUGUAAUGGCUGAACUUGUGUUUCUGAUGUCUAUGAUGUGACCAUGAAAUAGAGGGCUGAGCUCAGUUGCUGCUAACUUUUCCUUCCCAACUAUAUCUCAAGUCCUAUAUACUUAAUAUCAGCAAAAAGUAGCCGUGUUUCGUUGGG
Messenger RNA from Juglans microcarpa x Juglans regia, 1559 nucleotides. RefSeq names its product molybdate transporter 1-like. Gene Ontology annotation, biological process: molybdate ion transport. The record is from RefSeq and is a predicted model, not a curated record. NCBI's taxonomy places the organism in Eukaryota, Viridiplantae, Streptophyta, Magnoliopsida, Fagales, Juglandaceae. Gene Ontology annotation, molecular function: molybdate ion transmembrane transporter activity.